Molecule: messenger RNA, 1022 nt
Organism: Sardina pilchardus (European sardine)
Lineage: Eukaryota; Metazoa; Chordata; Actinopteri; Clupeiformes; Clupeidae
Product: consortin-like
Exons: 5
Coding region: 102-428 (108 amino acids)
Biological process (GO): positive regulation of Golgi to plasma membrane protein transport
Cellular component (GO): trans-Golgi network; plasma membrane; transport vesicle
Molecular function (GO): connexin binding
Source: RefSeq, a predicted model, not a curated record
CAUGCGUUAGUCUAGGCAUACACAGAAAGACUUCCUCUUUCCUGUUAAGAACUUCAAUUCGUUGAUAUUUUAGAUACUGAGUUUCUGAAGGGACUGCAACCAUGCCAAUCGUAAACAAAGCAGUUGUGAAAGCCAAAGAAGCCAAAGAAAUAAGGGCUGGAUUGACUCAUAGAGGGCCUGGCAACCCUAAUAUUCAUCAUGAACCGACAGUCACAGUCACAAAGAAGUGUGACAAGAUCGAUGCUCAAGUACUUUCAGAGGACUCCCGGCUCCCCCUCCGUCUCCUGUGUCUGGUUGUCUUGGUGAUCAGUGUUGGUGGGAUGGCGCUCUACUGCAUGGUGGGUGACCCUCAGUCUGCCGUGUGCACGGCGUUCUUCAACAACAUCAAGGUCUACAUGGCCCAGGUGCUGAACUUGUUCUCAAGCUGAUGUGACGUUGUAACCUGCCUCAAGGUGUGAGCCACAACAAUGAACUGUCUCCGCCUUCAUUUGAUAGGGAUGUUUAGAAAUAUGACUGGGACAAUAACCGAGGGACAUCUGAUACCAGCCAACUAUUUUGCAAACCUAUCAGUGCCUCUAGAUCUGAAAAUCAAAGAGUGUAUUUGCAUCUCAUUUUCACUUCUCAUUUCACAUUUUAUUUUCGAAAAGGGAUUGGUGUUCUAAUAACAACUUCAUCAACGCACAGUUUGUUUUUCCUCCAGCCUUGGUGAUCAACACCAAGAUCUCUGUGCAUGUAUGCGGGCUGAUAACCAAUAGAUUCCAAUUGUAACUUUUAGAAGAAGCCAAUGUCGUAGGGAAGAGGCUGGGAGGCUGUAUGAGAUAUAAUUACGUCAUAUGUUAUUUAGACUGAUUUCCUUUGAUUCACAACGUAAAAUGACCACAAUGAUAUAUUACUGAGAUAACAGAGACAUGAAGUGUGAGUGUUUUUUAAGAAGUGAUAUAUAUUUUACAUUGAAUACUUGUGUGAUUGUCAAAUAAAAAUAUAUAUAUUAUGAAAUGCAAAUAAAAAUGAAAGUACCUCAA